AUGGCCAAUGCUGUCGUGGAUACAUUCAGUCUGGCUAGUCUCCUUACCGUUGAUUGGUUGAAUCUAAAUUACCCAUCAACCAUCUACAGAGGAGAGCAUUCUCACUAUAUGUGUAAAUUCUUCCAUUUCUUCGGCUGGGUGAGUAGUGAUUCCGGUGUUUUGUUAACGACAGCAAUGACACUAGAAAGAGGACUGGCGAUAACCUUCCCUCUGAGAUCGUCAUCUUGGUGCACAACAAAGCGAGCAAAGCGGGUGACCGUCUUGGUUUUCAUCUUCGUGUUCCUCAAAGACGUGAACUUCUUAUUCACGUCCGACACCUACGCCCUGAAUGAAUCCGAUCGCUUGUGUUACGUUUACCUUGACUCAGAAAAUUUGAAGAUUUUCUGGAAGUUUGUCUGGCCAUGGAUUCACAACAUAUUCCUUCUUGUAUCAUUUACGGCUAUAAUUAUCAGCAAUAUAAUCAUCAUCAGGCAUAUCAAGAUUUCUGACAGGAUCAGAAAAGAUCAGCACAAUUGUUCAAUGUACAAAUCCAGAGAAUGUCUGCCAGAGUCUGUCAAAACAAAACCAGGAUCCCGCAGACGACAAGUGGCCACCAUGCUGCUGGUCGACUCCUUCACUGUGAUAGUCUGCACCUUACCAUUCUCAAUUUUCACCACAAUAGAUUCGAACACGGUACUUCUGGACGCAUCAAGGAGCGAAAAGGAUUGGAAGAGAUUUAUAUCAUCCAUGUCGUUUUACUUGCUGUAUGUCAAUAGAUGUGUUAACUUCUACCUGUACAGCUGGAGUGGAACUCGUUUCCGAGAAGCUUUGCUAUUUGUGAUUUGUGGUUGUAAACGGAAGCGGAAACCGCUACGAGUUGUGACAAUUAGCUAUUCAAAAGGAAAUACCUGCGGUGUGCAUACAUGUCACAAUCUUACACAAUGA
This is a messenger RNA of Saccostrea echinata, 924 nucleotides long. RefSeq lists its product as uncharacterized. The transcript has a single exon. Gene Ontology annotation, cellular component: plasma membrane. NCBI's taxonomy places the organism in Eukaryota, Metazoa, Mollusca, Bivalvia, Ostreida, Ostreidae. The record is from RefSeq and is a predicted model, not a curated record. Bases 1 to 924 code for a protein of 307 amino acids. Gene Ontology annotation, molecular function: G protein-coupled receptor activity. Gene Ontology annotation, biological process: G protein-coupled receptor signaling pathway.